AUGAUGUGCAAAGAUCCGAGAGGACCCUUGAAACCAGAAAUUACCAUAACUUACAUUGCUGUUUCAGCUAUAUUCUUUAACAGUGGACUCUCCUUAAAAACUGAGGAGCUGACAAAUGCUUUGAUGCAUGUGAAACUACACCUUUUUGUCCAGAUUUUUACACUUGUGUUCUUCCCAACAGCAAUAUGGCUCUUUCUUCAGCUGUUAUCAAUCACACCUAUAAAUGAAUGGCUUUUAAAAGGCUUGCAGACAGUAGGCUGCAUGCCACCUCCUGUGUCUUCUGCAGUAAUAUUAACCAAAGCUGUUGGUGGAAAUGAGGCAGCUGCUAUAUUUAAUUCCGCUUUUGGAAGUUUUUUGGGCAUUGUUAUAACUCCACUUCUGCUUCUGCUUUUUCUUGGAUCAUCCUCCUCUGUGCCUUUUACAUCUAUAUUCUCGCAGCUGUUUAUGACUGUUGUAGUCCCCCUUAUUAUUGGACAGAUUGUCCGAAGAUACAUCAAGGACUGGCUUGAAAGGAAGAAGCCUCCAUUUGGCGCUAUCAGCAGCUGUGUGCUCCUGAUGAUCAUCUACACAACAUUCUGUGAUACUUUUGCCAAUCCAAAUAUUGACCUUGAUAAAUUUAGCUUGAUUGUGAUAGUGUUCAUAAUAUUUUCUGUUCAGAUGAGCUUCAUGUUUUUGACUUUCCUCUUCUCUACAAGGAAUAACUCUAGUUUCACACCAGCAGACACAGUGGCUAUAAUUUUCUGUUCCACACACAAAUCCCUCACCCUGGGGAUUCCAAUGCUGAAGAUAGUAUUUGCGGGUUAUGAGCACCUGUCCUUAAUUUCCGUCCCCUUACUCAUCUAUCAUCCUGCUCAGAUUCUUCUUGGCAGUCUGUUGGUACCAACAAUAAAAUCUUGGAUGGUUUCUAGGCAAAAGGCACUGAAGUUAACCAGGCAGCCCAAAGCGCCCGUGAAGGUAUAAUUGUGGAGAUGGCCUGUGUCACAGUGAAUGUAUAUAUGUACUAUACUGUACACACGGACAAUUGAAACAACUGGGUAUUUGUGAAUGUUGCUUUGGUGCAUAUUUUAUUUUUUUAUAUAUAUAUAUUAAAAAGAUACCUGCUAAGUGCCUUACAGAUGCAUUUUUGGCAAAAGCAUUGUUUCCAGAAGCCACUUUGUUGGUUACUGCAAGAGGUUGUACAGUAUUUUGGAGUCCUUUAGUUUUUAUUUUUCUAACCGAGUGAAUGGUCAUGACUAACAGCUGUUUCUUCCAUUGCCCCUGCUUUGAAGCCAGGGUGCACCAGCUGUAAGUCUCUGUUUUAAACUAGCCAAAAUGAAGCCUAUCCCACUGCUGGCUUACCCUGGGGAAGAGCUUUCUGAAGGUUUUUUUCCAAGAUUGACUUGAAUUUCUGUGUGACUCUGUUACACUCCCUAGUCAUAUGACUGUGACAUGCCUUUUUCUUCUGAGUUUGUGUAUGCUCAGCAUGGGGCCAUCCAUUGGAUGGAAGCUGAGAAGCAUGAAUUAUUUGCAUUUGUUGACACAGUUGUCUAGACAUUCCUUCAAAGUUAAUGGUUUCUCAAGAAAAUUCUUUCAAUUCCAUUGUAUGAUAUUGUGCCAUUGUAUAUCUUAAAUGCCUCAUAAGCUUCUUCAAAGAAAUGGUCUGGUGCUUGGGUUAGGAGUGAAGUAUUUGUGUUUGCAGCUAGGAGAUCUUUUAUAAUUUACCCCUGAAGAACACAAAUUUUUGGUUUCCUUUUUCUUUUCCUUCCCCCAGUGCAAUGCAUAGAGAUCUGCAGUGACAGAAUUUAGGAUGCUAAUAUUGAAACAGAGCCUUUAUUGCAGUAAGCCAAGCUAUGUUUUCUAUAUUGCUGUGCUGGUAAUGAAUAAUAGCUUGUGAGGAUAAGAGAGUUGACAAUUUUUUUUUUCCAAUUAAAAGGAUCAUUAUAGUAACACAAACACUAUCUUAGCUAAUUUGACAAUCAGUCGCAACUUUUUAAAAAAUCAAAUGUUACUCUUUUU
Messenger RNA from Opisthocomus hoazin, 1995 nucleotides. NCBI's taxonomy places the organism in Eukaryota, Metazoa, Chordata, Aves, Opisthocomiformes, Opisthocomidae. The record is from RefSeq and is a predicted model, not a curated record.